Messenger RNA from Mauremys mutica (yellowpond turtle), 4970 nucleotides. It is a transcript of the gene PRORP, whose product is annotated as protein only RNase P catalytic subunit. Gene Ontology annotation, cellular component: mitochondrion; mitochondrial ribonuclease P complex. Gene Ontology annotation, molecular function: protein binding; ribonuclease P activity. The record is from RefSeq and is a predicted model, not a curated record. The coding region runs from base 691 to 2454 and encodes 587 amino acids. The transcript is spliced from 8 exons. NCBI's taxonomy places the organism in Eukaryota, Metazoa, Chordata, Testudines, Geoemydidae. Gene Ontology annotation, biological process: mitochondrial tRNA 5'-end processing; tRNA 5'-leader removal.
CGGCAGUCUGGACUGUGGCGAGCCUCAUACAGAGCCCUGAUUGGCGGACGGACCAUUCAGCGCGUGACAGGGAGCAAGUACAGAGGAAAAGCUCUUCCUUAUGUAGAGCGACUGCACGGGUGCGGCUCCGCUGUUACUUGACCCGCCCCUUUCGGCUAUGAGUGGCAUCGACCAGAGCCGCUCAGCGCUGCGAUACUGACACCAGCGGCGCAUCGCCUGAGACAGGUCCGCGUGGGGAAGGCAGCAAAGGCAUGGCCCGCAAUUGGACCACAGGGACUACAUCCCCCAGUAAUUUCCUAACCUCAUUUGGAUGAAAGCAGCAGAACAACUCUUAGUUCUUAGGAAGUUCACAUAACUUCUUCCCAUUUUUAUAGCAUAUAUUUAUGAUAAACCUUAAACAGCCUCAGAGGUUGGGCAGGCACAAUAAAGUACAGAACCGCCAAGCCUCUUUCCUGGGAAGAGAGAUGCCCCCUCACCCUUUGUACUAAUAGUUUGAAAUAUUUCUUCUUUUGGUGAUGGAGUUUGCUAUUUUUGUUUUAAUGAGAGUCUUAAAAGCUCCCUUGUGACCUUUAUUCAAAAAUUUUCACAGCUUGACACCCCUUAAGACUUUUACUAUAAACUUCCUCACAAACUUCACUUCUCACUAGAUCUCUCUUGGAGAGUGUUCCCAGUAUAUGCAUUCUUCUCAUCAUGGCUUUCUUCCGUCCCACUAGCUUCUCAGGUUUGCAGACUUUGGGGAAAUACCCCAUGUUUUGGCCUGUUCCAAGGCGCCAACAGCUGUUUGCUGUCAUCCUCCAUCUCCUGAACAGGAAACAUGUUAAAUGUUUCCCUUUUACUACCACUUCUCAAUCUGCAAUACCAGUGGAUCCCAAAGCAACUCAUAUGCUGUCUACUAAGACCAGAUCUAAAGGUAGAGAUGGAGAGGAAAAGGAAGGCAGGGCCAGAGGACACACCUCUUCUCCUCAUCCUUUUUCCCUGUUCUCUGCUGGAGCUGCCAAGAGGAGAUCAAAGAAGCAAGAAGAACUGCUCAUGAUAUCUAAAAAGAAUGGUAUCCGGCCCCCAGAAAAACCUUUGAGUGUGGCAGAAUGGGAAGAGCUGAGGGGAGAAUUUAAGGGAAUUAGCAAGUUUGAAGAUGUAAUGCUAGAGCAAAUGAUCAAAUGCAACAGCUCUAUAGAUGUGGCCAAGUCUUUGCUGUCUAUGGUGGCAAUGAGAAAAGGUGACAUCCGUUAUAAUUUAUUGGUCAAGUACCUGGCUCUGUGUGUCCGGCAAGAGCAGAUGGCAGAAGUUUAUGAUGUCUAUGAUAUAAUGAAAGUCAGAUUUAAGACUUUAGAAACUGGGGCUUACGGCCUUCUAAUCAAAGGUCUGAGUGGUUCCAAUCGGUGGAGAGAGGCCUUGUUGCUACUGCAAGAGAUAAAAAAAGUCAUGACCCCGUCAAAAAGGAACUAUGGAGAUUGUAUCAAAGGGGCCCUCAAUAACCAAGAAAUAAACUUGGCGUGUGAACUGUAUCAUGAAAUGCUUGCUAAGGAUUUGAUACCAAACUUGGAUACGCUGCAGGUCUUUUUUGAUAUUGGCAAAUGCGUGAAGGACGAUCAGUUAAAAAGUGAACUCUUAGGAAUCCUCUUGUAUCUGAGAGAAAAUCAACUAUAUCCUGGAGAAGCUCUUAUGCAGAGUAUAAAGUUAUGGUUUGAAAGCAUUCCAGGAGAGAAAUGGGAAGGACACUUAACUACCAUUAAAAAUAGCGGAAAAUGUCCAGUUUGUAACCAAAACCUGGAAGCUAUUCAUCUGAGCCAAGAAGAGUACAAUGCACUCAGGGAAAAAAUAAUAAAAGAUGUGAUCCAGGGAACUGAUGCAUUCAGGAAGACGACUCCUCAGGAACUUGAAGAGUUUCAAAACUUUGUGGAAAAUCGUCCUCCGUAUGAUAUUGUGAUAGAUGGACUCAAUGUUGCCAAUAUUUCUAACAAAAGGAACCAGUCUCAAACUCUACUUGAUGUUGUCUUCCACCUGGCACAGCAGAAUCUGCGGUUGCUCGUGCUGGGCCGCAAACACAUGCUGACUGGGUCUCAUAGCUGGAAAAGGCACAUUGUCGCUGCUAUGCAGAAGAAAGCAGACUUCUUCUUUGCUGAAGAUGUGUCAGAAGAUGACCCCUUCCUAUUAUAUGCCACUCUUCACUCAGGAAGUCAUUGUAAGUUUCUUACUAGAGACCUCCUGCGAGAUCACAAGGCUUGUCUUCCCGACAAUCUUACUCGGCAUCUGUUCUUUAAGUGGCAGCGUGGACACCAAAUGGUGCUUUCCCACUACUGGCCAGGAAAGAGAAUAAAAUUUCAGCCUAUUCUCACUUACGACACCGUGGUACAGACUACUGGUGACACUUGGCAUAUUCCCUAUGAUGAACAGCUGGUGGAAAGAUAUUCCUAUGAAGUGCCAACAAAAUGGCUUUGCCUUCAACGGAAAUAAUAAAGAAUGCAGUUUUACAAACUAAAACUACAAUUGUUUGCUACUGUUGCUAACAGGCAGAAUCCAGUGAUCAUGCACAGUCAUGGAAUUAAUACACCAAAUAUGAACCCUGCAGCUGACUAAAUGUUCAGUAAACAUAGUUCACCGAAUUCAUACCUGCUGUAACUCUAUUGAAGUCAGAGUUCAUUUUGCCCUGUAGUAAAUAAGAGAUUUGUUAUGGCACCAUUUAUUAAGAUUUUAUUGGGAUGAGGUGAUGAAGGGAUUAAGCACUAGGAUGGUCCAUAGAUCCUCCUAAUAAAUUUUAGCUUCUAAAUUUCCAAAGAUAUAAAAUCUUGAAUUUAUUUCUUAGUUAAAAUAAUAGUUUGUUUUUUAAAUAAAAAUUGAUCAUAUUAGGGACUUCACUGUGGGCAAUAAUAUGACAGUUGAAUUUUGUAUAGCCUCUCAUAGAAACUUGAGUUAAUUAGAAGACAGCAAAAGUGGUAUAAAUUACAGAAAAAGUGUUGUAAACCAUUAUCAUUAUUUAUUAACUAUUUGUCUGACAGUUGUGAAUCCUGUUUUUUCCAUCUACCAUCCUUAUACAAGAAAGUCAGAUGCAAAUGCAAUAUUAAUCUUUGUGGAAGGAUCUGAAGAAAAAUUCACUGUCAAGUUUUGCAGUAUAAGAAAGCUGAUAGGCCUCUUACCAAAUGAAGUAGCUCCCACCUGGGCCACUCACAAAGAGCUUUCCAGCAUGCAAGCCACACCCUGAAUGGCUGUGUGUAACUGCAGCCUGCCAUACACACUUACACUUACACUCUGGCUUUCAACAUCCUUGGUUAUACUGCAGGGUAUUGUCUAACUGCACUUCCCCAGUCUUAGAUUUUCCACCAGAAAUGUAUGUCAUGUACUGCCCAGCCCUCUCCUGGACGCUACAAGUUAUAUUAAGUCUGUUAUUCCUUUAGCAGAAUAAUAUGCCAAUUUAUUAUUUCAAAUAAUUUUUCAGAUACUUCAAUUUAAAUACACUGGAUUAGUAAACAGUAAAACAAGUUUAUUAACUACAAAGAGAGAGAUUUUAAGUGAGUACAAAUAAUGAGGCAUAAAGGUCAGAAAUGGUUACAAGAAAAAUAAAUAUAAGAUGUUUACUAAUACCCAACUUCAUAAACUAUAGCAGAUUCAAGCAAAGUUUCUCAUUAUAUGCUUUCAGCAGUCUUACUGACCAAAGCCUCCCCCAGAGUCCAACAAACGUUCCUUUGUCACUUCAAGUGUGAAUACGAUGGGUGGGGGGUAUUUGUACCUUCUUUUUAUAGUUUCAGUCCCUCUCUUGAACAACAUUUCCAGCUAGGCACCAGAAGACAAAAAGUCUAUGAGGAAGGAUGUUCCCUGCUGCUUUUUCCUCACCUCUUUGAGCUUUCUUUGCUCCCUGCUUGAUGACUCUGUUUACUACUUAAAUGCAAAUUAAGCAGAGCACUCAUUCCUUUGUUUAGGACAGACCUAUUUGUCAACUUCAGUUUGAGCACGGCUGUGGGAUUUGGAACAUGGGAAAAUACAUGUUUUAUCAGCAUGAUACUGACCAGCAAAUUAUGAGUCUUCAAAUGAUACCUUACAGGGCAUACUUUGUACAUAGAUUAUUACAAUAGUGUGUAGGGUGUGAACAAGGGAUUCUGUUAGCUUGAUCAGAAUUUACCUAGCUGCUUUUUUGGCACAUCACCUGCAUACAAUUUCUUCACACCCAACUGUGAAGUUUCUGAGGGAUCGUGUCAGAGUUUUUCCUCCAAUUAAAGAACUGCUCUUUUCGUGGGGGGCUUAACUUGGCUUUAUCUGCCCCGAUGGUCCCACCAUUUGAACCUGUUUUCUGAAAAAUGCAUUUUUAAUUGCAGUCAGAUCAGCGAGGAGAGCUGGUGACAUUCAGGACUGUAUGGCAGACUCACCAUAUGUAUUUUUUUAUACAGACAAGGUAUAUCUCUGCACAGGCAAGUUGUCAAAAAUUUCAGUCUCAACCAGCGGAUUCAUUUGGCCUUAUUUUUCCCCAAGCCUUACUGUUCCAAAGGAGAGGCUAACUUCAGCAUUUUGUUGCAAAGGACUAAGCCAUUUAGACCCACCUUUAUGGGGACUGUCUGCCCCAAUCUUUGCAGUUCACCCUCAUUGAGUGACCAUAGCUGGUUCCCCACUAGAAGCCUGGUCACAGCAUCUAAGCCACAAACUCUUCACUUGAUAUCUAUCUAUAGAGAUUAUUUGGGACUGGAUAAUGACUUUGACUUUUGGAGGUGACAGCUCAUAUAAACAGAUACAACUCCAUGCUUAGAUUACUUCCAGCAGGUUGGAAUGGGUGGGAUUCCAAAAAACUAAUGUUAAAAUAAUAAAUUAGGAGAUACCAGUAAAUGUCACAAUUUGUUACUGAAUGUUUAAAGGGAAAUCAAAGGAACUUAACUGAAAUUAAAUCUAAGGACCAAAAUAAAAUGAUCUAUCAGCACUGGAAGCUUUGGGACUGUACCACGUAGUAUACUUCUGAGGGAAUUCUGUGCCAAAAAAAUAAAAAUUCU